Molecule: messenger RNA, 2093 nt
Organism: Cladophialophora immunda
Lineage: Eukaryota; Fungi; Ascomycota; Eurotiomycetes; Chaetothyriales; Herpotrichiellaceae
Exons: 5
Coding region: 193-1791 (532 amino acids)
Biological process (GO): mitotic sister chromatid segregation; cell division
Cellular component (GO): MIS12/MIND type complex
Source: RefSeq, a predicted model, not a curated record
CCCAUUUCAACGCCAAUCCCCACGCCCACGCCCUCUUCGAAUGCGCCGCAGUCCGAUCACUCUUUAGCAGAGAUAUCGUUAUAAUGAGAUUCAAUAACUGUUAACCGCCGGCUCAACUCCGCACCUGCGCAUGCGACCGAACUCACCAACAAACGCGGGAUCCGACUCUCCUCGUCCACCACCAACGCUCAAAUGACAAUGCUAAUUGCGCGUCCUGCGUUACACCCUCUGCCAAUGUCCUCAAUCCAAAGGCCGACCCGAAGGCUAAGCGCGCGAAUUCAAGAAAAAGAUGACGCGACUGUGUAUUCAAAACAGGAACAAAGCAACCGAAAUGCGAAGACAUUUGUCGGCGCUUCAGAACCUGCAGCAGCACAAUCAGCCAGACCAUCCAAUGAUAAGAAAAGAAAGAUUGAUUACGAUGAGGACGACGACGGGUUUCAAUUUAAACGCGUCAAAAAGAAACCACCUCUAGCGAAACCGACAGAGAAAGAGAGAGGUCCCGCACCAGCUCAAGACGACGCGCCUAAUCCCCAGCCGACGAGUGAUAGGACUGAGAUUGCAAAGGGUGAACAGAUGGGAAGGAAGACCGCACAACGGAAGAAUCGAACCUCAUUUCCCACACCCAUUCAGAAGGAUGAUGCUCCCCGGCGCCGCUCAAAACGUUUAUCCAAAGACAACGAACAACAAGUUGGAAGUCCUGUGAAGAAAAGCGUGCGCAGAGAGGAAUCGAAGAAGCGCGAGCCUCACGCUGAUGCGCACCCCAAAACAUCGCCGGAGAAGAGAGUGCACGAACCACCUCCCGAGACAUCCGCAAAUAAUCCAAAAGAGGAGGCCGCCUCUACAGUACAACAAGACCAUGCUUCGACCAAGAUUGCGCUACCGUUCGCGGACACGCCGGUCAUCAAACGGAACAAAGCCAUGCGUGAAGGCAAGGCUGGCAAAGGCGAAAGAAGGAGUAGUUUGGGCAUGCGCGGGCGAAGGGCCAGUUCGCUCAUCGAAUCAGGGAAUUCCAGUGCCCUGCCCCACCCGGAACUGAAUGUGUCGGAUUACUACAAGCACAUUGAAAGUGAAGGCCUCCCAGAGCCCAGACGGAUGAAACAGCUUCUCAUCUGGUGCGCCGAGCGUGCUCUCGAUGAAAAGCCAAUGGGUACAGGAUUUGGGGAGGCCAGCGCAAGACAAGCAGCCCGAGUAAUCGAAGAAGAGCUGUUGAAAGAGUUGGCCAAUAGAUCUGAUCUAUCGGACUGGUUUGGGCGCGAAGAAGUACCCGUGCAAAAAGAACCGCUUCCAGAACGGCCAAACCCCAAGAACACGCAGAACAUUGAAAAGAUUGCCGAACUGGAGGAGCAAAUCAAAUGUUUGCGACUCGAAAAAGAGGCACUGGAGAAGUUGCUCCGGCCUCCUAACGUGCCCAGCUUGCGUGAGCUCGACGUGCCGACAAGUCCGUCGAAAGCACAUCAAUUGGACAGAUCACUCCUCUCGGAAGCAGACGCCGCCGCACUUGACUCGAUAGGACCUCACGCGUCGACGACCACGGAUCAAAUAUCACGGCGCCUAGGUGGCGUCUUGGAAUCGAUAGGGCCGACCGUCGACACGUUUGCGGACGGAGUCCACAGGAUAGCGCAGUACCGGACCGCCGCAGACGGCGUAGCUGGCAGAGUCCUGGCCAUGUGCGCCGAGAAGUUGGCACAACGGGAAAAAGAAGGGAAACGAAAAGCCCUGGAAGUGAAAUCAGGCAGUCCACCGCGAGAUCUGGGCGCCGUGCUGAGAAGUUUGAGCCGGGCGGACAGAUGAACUGCAAAGCUGUGUGCGCGCACGAUGUGUUGUCUCUUUUCUUUUGCUCCGCCGCCCGUCCAACAUGAUGGGGUAUAUGUGUAUGAAAUGAAAUAAUGCUUGAUGAGCGAUCUAUCGGAUUGGUAUCCGCCCCGUCUGGGAUGGUUGGAGAAUGCCGCGGCGUGCUACAGGAGCAACAACUCGGCGUAUCGGGGGGGUAUACUGUGUACUUGUCGAGGUGCCCCCUUAUCGUGUAUGAGGCUGUCACAGGCCCGGAACCGUCCACAUGAAUCUGAUUUAGGAUCUCGCGUUCCCCGAUGUCG